GGCUGAAUCGCGCAUCCAUUUGAAAUCCGCAAAGCUGAACCAGGAACUACGGCGAGAUUCUUCCCCUCUUUUAACUGGUGAAUCAAGGAUGGGGAAAAAGGAUGCAAGUUCUGUCAAGUUGCCGGUCGAUCAGUACCGUAAACAGAUCGGAAAACAGGAUUACAAGAAAACCAAGCCAGCGCUGCGAGCCACUCGGCUGAAGGCGGAGGCGAAGAGGAGUGCUCCGGGAAUCAGGGCCAUUUUCUCUGGCUGUGCAUGCUUGGCAAGUGGCUCUCCAUCUAUGACCAUCCCUCACUCAACCCGCCCAAACGCACACACGUUCUUAUUUUUCGUCUUCCAUCGUUCUUUAGCAUCGCUCCUGUUAGUGAGUUCUGUGUGAGGCUCAGGAGAGCAGGUUGAGGCUGAGGUUCAGGGCAUCCUGGGGUCCGUGUUGGCAGUCUGCUCAAUCUGCUGUUCUCCACUUGUAGGCCAGUUGGUUUGUUGGGAUGUUGCCUGCCGGCUUGGGGAGGCAGCGGGCGCUCGACCACCUGCUGUGGGCACUGCUUGGCUCACUGGUGCCUGGCUGAGCGGAUGGCAUCACCUGGCACAGAGAAGAGGUGCUGGCGGCCUCAGCUGUGUGGGGCGCCUGGCCUGAAAAAAUCAGUGCCAAUUCUCUAGCCCUGGAGCUGAAUAUUGAGAGCCCGCUGGCCAACUUUAACUGUCACUCUUCAGUACAUUCCAUUGCAUGCAUAAGUAAGUCCCAGUGAUUUUUAUCUAAGGUUCUAAAAUACCCAAAAGUGCCAUAGUAGUACCACUUUUUUUAAACAUGUUGAUACCUUCUGGUGCAAGACACCAACACCAAGCCUCUGAAAUACAUU
Molecule: messenger RNA, 857 nt
Organism: Cyprinus carpio (common carp)
Lineage: Eukaryota; Metazoa; Chordata; Actinopteri; Cypriniformes; Cyprinidae
Product: triple QxxK/R motif containing
Exons: 4
Coding region: 89-379 (96 amino acids)
Cellular component (GO): endoplasmic reticulum membrane
Source: RefSeq, a predicted model, not a curated record